AUGGCCUCAUCCAGACCAAAGUCCACCUUCACCUUCGAAACUUCCGUCGCCAACCCCUCCGCCGACCAAGGAUUUCAUUAUCGGAGCGACGGCCGCGCCAUCCCUUCGGUCUCCAACGUCGCGUCAACAAAACGAGCGAGACUAGACUCGUGUGAAGAGAGUGAAGACCCAUAUGUCGACUGGGUCCCAGCGAAUACGACCGACACCGAAUAUGCGAGCCUGGCUUCGACUUUUACCGCUCACUCUGUCUAUGAGUAUUUCAUUGAAGACAGUGAGGUGACCAAACGCAAACGCUACACGAGCUCGGAUGACCCCAUGAAAUUGUGGCGGCAAGACAAGCACGUCUUUCUGGACCAUCUUGUCCGGCAGGACGGUCUAGGGAACCACCUCGCUCAACCUCAGUGUGCCCUAUGCCACGCGCCCUGUUUGGGCUGUUUGGAAGAAUCCCAUCGACGACAGCCGUUGCAUCGUGUCAAGGAAUGGAAUGGGUCGUAUUGGACGCGCGUUGCCUUGCACCAGCAACACGCCAAAGAUUUCUCGCCGAGCAGCCUGCAAUUUGUUUACCAACUGGGUCAUGGCGGCGAGCCCUGUAUACGCCCAGCAUCAAGCGAGCCGCAGACCAUGGUGGUUCUUGACGUAGGGGGCGUUUUUACCUGCCGCGUCAGGUUUUGCGGCUGCGAGCGGGCGCUUGGACAAGACCCCAUUGCCCAGUUGAUGAACAAUGGCUGGUAUCCAGCAACCACCAUCGAUCCCGCCACCUGCGCCACGUUCGAGGCCCUUGAAGACUUCCGCCUAUCGAGCGUGGUGGGGAACAUAAGCGCUCAUGACUACGUUGGCAAGCUGGAGCGGCUUACCGACCCUACCUUGUUAGGAACUACCCCGGACCGAUACAAGGCUUUUGGCCGUAUGAGCCGACAAUAUAGUUUUCUGAAGCGGGCCAAGCGUGCGGGGGUCGCCCACGAUAUGAGCACGAUGGAUGAAGUUCCGCCCGGGGGUAUUGCUGUGCCUUGCUGGGCUUGCCCCUCUGUCGGCUUUAAUCUUCCUGAAGGCUGGGAGACCUGCAGCAAAGACGACGAGUUUCUGUAUUCUCUUUUGCUGGCGCUCGAUGCCAACUUCAGACUCAAAAAUCGAAUACGCACCAACGAAAAACACGACCCAUCACUUGGUCCUGGAUGGGGCUACUUUGUGGAGUCGGAUGCGUAUAAGGAGCAUCUGCGCGAUUAUGUCGCAGAGGCCGACGUUAGCACUUGUAUCGCGUUUGCCGCGUUGAUGCAGAAGGACACCCGCCUUACUACAGGCCUGCGAGUGUCUGGGGUAGGAGGCUGUGUUUGUGCGAGGCAUGGCGUUGUUCGGGCUCAAGGUCUAGGCGAUUUGCAGAAAGGAGAACGAUAUGCAAAUAUGGAUUACAUCCUGCUCCAUGCUUUGGGGGACACCCGCGUUAAGCGUUUGGUACUCUCAUAUGACAUUGCAUGUCAGUGGAAGCAGCGCUUGGUCUUUCGGGUCUCCGACAUGGCUUGCUCGGCUGGAUUUCUACCCGACCUAAGCAACUUCACACUGCAGUUUGCGUUGCCCGUCUGGCACGCCGCUGCGCACGAGGUCAACUGCCAGGCGGCGAUGUCCCUCAGCCAUGCACAUGGGGUUGGCCGCACUGAUGGCGAAGGUAUCGAGCGGACGUGGGCAAUCCUAAAUCCCAUCAGUUUUGCAACGAAGGAGAUGGGGGAGGGCAAUCGUCACGAUUCGAUUGAAGAUAAAGUGGACCACAUCAACUUUGAGAAGAACGUGGGCCAAGGUGAUGCUCUCGGUCGAAAACUGAUCAUCGCCGUCGCGGAGCGCGACACACAGAUCGCAGAGUUUGUCGAUAUCGACCGCGGCCUGGAACCCGACUUGCGGCGUCAGUGGCGAAGUAUGGUCACCAACUGGGUCGCCGACAACAGCUAUCCAAACCCCUACGUAAUGCAAGGGGGAAAGGAUGCUGGUCCGUCUGAGGCUCAAGUCGCUGCCGAUCUCAAGAAGGCUGAGCUCGAAGACUUGCGUCAAGGCAGGGAGGGUGUUUACGAAGGCCGAAUGACAGCAACGGCCUUCAUCAAAGGGCUUCUGCAGCUUGAAGACCAGAAACGACGCAUUAGACACGAAGUGCGUGGUAAAUCGGCAUUGACGGCGGACCGUGCCAGCCAAAUCGAUGAAUUACGUGCAACAUUUUUCAAAAAGCUCAAAAACGUUCAACAAGAACAAGAGGUCUACAUGCCUGGGGUAUCGAGUCUAAGAGCGGCGGAGGAGGAGCGACGAGACUCAGAGCUACCCCCUUCAAAAGCUGAAGAUACGAAAUUGUGGCUUCCCUCGGACCUGACGGAGGUACAGCGAGUCUGGGCCUGCAAACGUGGCCUGGCCGAGGUUGAGGCCAAGCUGCGAGAAGCCCAGUGCGGGGAUGCUCUGGUGAAGAUUCGCGGCCAUCUUUAUACCAAAACUCACUUAAUUCACACACGCAACGCAACUUCGGUGGGGCAAGUUGCGAUACGCGCUCCAGCACACUCAUCGACCGUGUUGGAGAUCGAAUCGACCGGGAGCGCUGCCCCUCACCUGAAGCAACUCACCAAGAGCGAUCUGCACGUGCGAACCGAAACAGAGAGCGACGCAAGGGCUCGUAUCAGGCUGGGUCGGCUGGGUGCAUCACGAAGAGGCAGGAAUGAGCCUUCGUCAUUGGCGGCGGAGGAACGCUCGGCGGGCGUGUCCUGGAUCUGGAAUACUGUUCGACCUGAGGAUGACGAGAAGGGGGCUACAUGA
Messenger RNA from Mycena indigotica, 2781 nucleotides. Its product is annotated as CxC2 domain-containing protein. The transcript is spliced from 12 exons. The record is from RefSeq and is a predicted model, not a curated record. Lineage: Eukaryota; Fungi; Basidiomycota; Agaricomycetes; Agaricales; Mycenaceae. The coding region runs from base 1 to 2781 and encodes 926 amino acids.